GUGCCGUUCUCCAACCCAAUGCUUGACUUGCAUCUCGCCAUCUUCAAAUCUCUCACUGUCUCUUGAUCAGCCGCAAAUUUCUGUUAUUGAGACCUGUAGAAUUACCUUUACCAUCGCUACUACUGGCUCAGGUCUGCCGGGCAUUUAUAUCCCUGAGCUUUUGACCAUGAAGGUGGCCAAAUCUUGCCGCCAGUGCCGUACGGCUAAGCGGAAAUGCACACUUGACACUGUUUCUCGUUCUACCUGCACUCUAUGUGCCCAGAAGGGUCUCGAGUGUUCUUUGACCAGGUUGAGCUCGACUCGCCCAAAACCCAUUGCUCCAGCAGCAAUGGCGUCCGAGAGCUCUACCAAAGUAAACGGUGUGUCUCGAAACCAGAUUAUCGAUAUUUAUAUAGAGCGCAUCCACGACAAACCUCACACUCUGUUCCACCCAGCAACUCUGAAGUCCCGGGUGCAAGCUGGAGCGCUACCUGAACCGGUCCUGUUCAGUAUUCUGGCUUUGGCUGCCCGGUUAUCAAGCGACCAAGAUAUACGGGAACGUGCCUAUGACCUUUUUCAAACCGCCAAAGAGUCUUUCAAGAGAACACUCGAUGAGGUGACACUGGAUAAUGUUCAUGCUGCUACUCUCAUAGGUAAUCUUUGCGGAGUAGAGGGAGAUGCAAGCGGAGAGUCGCUCUUUUUCGGAAUAGCAUUUCGCAUGGCCUUGAUUCUUCGUCUCCCUGAACCAAGCCCGGAAGAUGACAGCAUCAUGAAAGAAAUGAAAAUUCGGACAUACUGGUCGCUAUAUAUGAUUGACCAGUGGUCAUCAGCUGGCUUAGAUGUGCCACGACAGAUUUCGGAUACGAGUGAAAAUCCGCUGCCUAUGCCAGAACUGGAAUAUUGGCAGCUGAGACCAGGGGAGCAAAGAAUGAGAACUACGGCAAAAGACCACGAUCCCGGCCUUUGGGGCUACAUGGUUAUACUCGCUCGGAUAUUUGGAAAGAUACACGAGUUACAUAAACGACUUGCUAACGGUGAUCUAACCGAUUCCCAGACGGAGGAACAUACCCGUGUGUUGGCAUUGCAACUCGAGAGAUUUGCUCAGAACCUUCCGUCCAAUGUGGCACACACGAAAGACAACCUGGAACACCAUGCAAUGCUCGGACUUGGUGCAACUUUUGUUGCUCUUCAUUUGGGCUAUCAUCAUUAUUCGACUUUGUUAUACUUUCAUUACCUGGACUCUACUGUUUCACAGGUUCCCAACCAAAACCUGUUUGCAGCGCGUUGCAAGUACCACGCAGCAGCUUUCAGUGACCUUUUGAACUUGUCCAACGGGAUUGCUGGGUGUGAAGCUGUAUAUUUCAUUGUUUCCCACAUGACGGUAAUAUCGUCAUCGGCUUUGCUCCAUACAUUAUUGUUUGGGGAGCCCAGCGAAUUGCCUGACACUCGGAGACGACUUUCUUCUAAUUUUCAGAUUCUCCUCAAACUGAAACAGUAUUGGCCCGACGUGAAUAUGAUGAUUACACGGCUAUUCACAUUCCAAGAAGCUUGCAUGCGCUCAACAGACCAAGUCUAUGUGGUCGAUAAGUGGAUAGUAAAAUUUCUGCUUCAACAUGCCCUGCCGAUUGAGAAAAAUCUUCGUCCACCAGCCACGGAUUAUCUCGCCGAACGAGACAAAUUCGCUGAAGAUGCACUUUCCAUCCUUCGACCAGUAAGAUUGGAAUGACUUGGUUGCACCUCGCCU
Molecule: messenger RNA, 1723 nt
Organism: Aspergillus versicolor CBS 583.65
Lineage: Eukaryota; Fungi; Ascomycota; Eurotiomycetes; Eurotiales; Aspergillaceae
Exons: 4
Coding region: 167-1705 (512 amino acids)
Biological process (GO): regulation of DNA-templated transcription; DNA-templated transcription
Cellular component (GO): nucleus
Molecular function (GO): zinc ion binding; DNA-binding transcription factor activity, RNA polymerase II-specific; DNA binding
Source: RefSeq, a predicted model, not a curated record